Molecule: messenger RNA, 934 nt
Organism: Myotis brandtii (Brandt's bat)
Lineage: Eukaryota; Metazoa; Chordata; Mammalia; Chiroptera; Vespertilionidae
Gene: CHODL
Product: chondrolectin
Exons: 7
Coding region: 1-858 (285 amino acids)
Biological process (GO): positive regulation of axonogenesis
Cellular component (GO): cytoplasm
Source: RefSeq, a predicted model, not a curated record
AUGGGUAGUAGACUAGUCGAUAGAAGGUUAGAUGAAGUAGAUGGAAUAGAUGGAAGAUUAGAACUCCUGUAUUUCAAAGCGGUGGGUGGAAGAUUUUAUCUGAAUAUAACAUUUAGAAGCCAAAAGGUGUGUUUUGCUGACUACCAGCACCCCUGCUACAAACUGGCCUAUUUCCAGGAACUGUCCAGCCGAGUGAGCUUCCAGGAGGCGCGCCUGGCUUGUGAGAGUGAGGGGGGAGCCCUGCUCAGCCUGGAGAACGCAGCAGAACAGAAGUUGAUAGAAAGCAUGUUGCAAAACCUGACAAAACCAGGCACAGGGAUUUCUGAUGGCGAUUUCUGGAUAGGCCUCUGGAGGAGUGGAGAGGGGCAAGCGUCUGGUGCCUGCCCAGACCUCUACCGCUGGUCUGAUGGCAGCAGCUCCCAGUACCGAAACUGGUAUGCUGAUGAACCUUCCUGUGGAAGUGAAAAGUGCGUUGUGAUGUAUCAUCAACCUACGGCCAAUCCUGGCCUUGGAGGCCCCUACCUUUACCAGUGGAAUGACGACAGGUGCAACAUGAAGCACAAUUACAUCUGCAAGUAUGAACCAGAGAUCAAGCCAACAACUCCUGGAGAGAAGACUUACUUUACAAAUCAACCAGAAGACACCCAUCAAAAUGUGGUUGUUACUGAAGCAGGCAUAAUUCCCAAUCUCAUUUAUGUUGUCAUACCAACAAUACCACUGCUCUUAUUGAUACUGGUUGCUUUUGGAACCUGCUGUUUCCAGAUGCUGCAUAAAAGGAAAGCAAGGAGAAACUUCAUCAAGGACUCAACUCCAUUAUCAUCUGAGUGCCUUGCAGAAAAUUUAAAUUCCAACCUGUAAAGGAAGGACAAAAACUAGCCCAAACCAGUCCACACUGUGGAUUUCAAAAAGCACGAGAAAAGAAAGUGGCAUGGAA